GUUAUUGCCAUUUUCUUGCCCCCCAUAUUCUAUCAUCCCAUCGUUAAGUCCCGGGGGCUCUAUGUCCAGGUCUCUCUCUCCUCUCUCUGCCUCUCUCUGCUUCUCUCUUUUUCUCCCCACCCUCUGUCGCUUUAUCCUUCCCUCUGUCUAGGCUGGGCUUCUCUCCUGUCUUCCACUGUGAACUAUCAAUAGCCCCUUCGAUACCGGUUCCCUGGCCUUCUAGAACUGCUCAACAGUCGAGCACCAAUAUGGCGCGCGGCCGUCUCUCUGUCCUCGCCGCCUGCCUAUUUUUGCACAGCUUGGCCAGUUGUCAACAUUUGGCAUACGACUAUGGAUUUGACGUGAGCCGACUCGUUAAACGCCAGGAAGUACCAUUCGUCGUGCGUAGCUUGCCGAGCGUGAAUGGGACGUGGCCCGUCAGGCAAGAGAUCCGACAACUUGAGAAGAAUAAGGAGCAGUGGACUCUCUACAUCCUGGGGCUCAGUAUGAUGCAGUUCUGGGACCAAUCCGAGCCACUGUCAUGGUACCAGAUCUCAGCAAUACAUGGAGCGCCGUACCAACCCUGGGGUGGCGUACAACCCACUCGGGGCAACCAGAAUUCUGGCUACUGCAAUCAUAUCUCCAUUCUGUUCCCGACCUGGCACCGCCCUUACCUUGCCCUGUUCGAGAAUGUACUCUACGAUGUGAUCCAGGAAAUUGCCUCGCUCUGGUCGAACGAAGAAGACAAGAAUCGAUAUCAAGCUGCCGCCGCCGCUUUCCGCAUCCCGUACUGGGAUUGGGCAGCAGACCCCCCCGAGGGAGAGAGCAUCCUUCCCAGAAGCACCUGGGAAAGCCAAGUCAUUGACGCUGAUGGCCCCAAUGGAGUGCAGCAGAUCUCGAAUCCGCUCUUCGCCUACAAUUUCCACCCGUUGGACACUAAAGGGUUCCCCUUUUCUCCAUGGAAUGUUUGGAAAUCCACAAUGAGAGCCCCAACUGACGACGAUGAAUCGGCGGAAUCCAACAAUACGCUGGUUGCCAUGGGUCUGGAUCAGAACCUUGCCUCCGUUCAACAACGGCUUUACACGCUGUUUUCAAACUAUCAUAACUACACGACUUUCAGCAACGAAGGCCGCGGUCCCGGCUCCCCUGCGUUUGCGUUCGAUUCACUCGAGUCACUCCACGACACAGUCCAUAGUCUGGCGGGUGGGACAAAGGGCCAUAUGGCUGUAGUCCCAUUUUCCGGAUUCGAUCCUUUGUUUUACCUGCACCAUGCUAUGGUUGACCGUAUCCUGACCAUUUGGCAAGCUCUCUAUCCCGAUUCAUGGGUAACCCCUGAGGUGGCACGUUCGGCCACGUUCACAAGCUCGGUAGGCCAGAUCCAAACCUCGACAACGCCAUUGACGCCUUUUUAUGCCAGUCCCGACGGUGUUUUUUGGAACUCCGACAUGGUCCGCGACCCACUUGCGUUUGGGUACACCUAUGCUGAAGUUGCUGGCCUCUCCCUGGGAGGACAGAAUAUCGACAGCCGGGCCCAAUCCAGUGUCAAAUUGGCAAUAAAUCGGCUCUACGGCUCGUCAAGCCCACGGAGUCUUGUCGGGCUUGCAAAUGUCAGGAACGUGGAAGUCGGCCCAGGCGCGGUUCGGGAAGCAUCUACAACCUCCAUACCGAGCAGGUCAGUCAUCGUUCACAACAAGUACCGCGAAUGGAUCGCGAAUAUUCGGGUCAAGAAGCAGUCGUUGGACGGGACAUUCUUCAUUCACUUUUUCCUCGGCAGCGUGCCCGAGGAACCGAAAUCUUGGACACAUGCGUCGACCCUUGUCGGCACAUUGAGUGUCUUCGCAUCCCCGGUCCAGCAGGGGAUGGUCAUGAAUGAUCCCGACACGGCAGGAACUGUUCCCUUGACGGCUGCCCUUGUGAAGCUGGCAAUGGCCGGUGCUCUGCCCGAUCUCGAGGCCGCAGUUGUGAAGCCAUACCUUCAGCGGAAUCUUCAUUUUACCAUCAUCGGGGCGAACGGGACGGUUUUUGAUACGGCCGAUGUUGUCAGUCUCCAUAUCCAGAUUGCCAGCUGCAGCGUCCAAGUGCCUGCAUCUGACGAGGAACUUCCCACAUGGGGUCAAUCGGUCACCCACUUCGACCUGGUCUAGAGCUUCUCUGCAUGAUUCUCGGGGUGAGGAAAGGGGAUACAUGGGAUUAUUGUUACAGCUUUUAUCGACUAGAGAGUAUUGAUGGUUUUUCAUUCUUCCCUUUUGUGAGAAUGCUCCAAUUGCAAGUGCCGGCACGGUAUCCGAAAUGCUGAUUAAGUACAGACGUAGUACGAAAGGAAUAUCUAUCAGACACCCGCCCAUGCGACAUCGCAGGACUACUUAGGACCAGUAGGUAUCUCUUCAAUACUUCGUAGUCAAGGCAAAACCCUAAUACAAUGGAUAAUAUUUUAUUUAUCUCGUUUAACGGGAACUUGGACUCCCAGAGUCCACCGGAAGAAGUCCUGCUCGCUGUGAUGGAUAGGUGAUGGAUGUUGGGGAAGUUAUUCCGAAGUGAAGUUGGUCAUUAGCUCGCGGUCUCGGGGCUUGGGCGGGCCACGAUGUCCC
This is a messenger RNA of Phialemonium atrogriseum, 2567 nucleotides long. Its product is annotated as Di-copper centre-containing protein. Gene Ontology annotation, molecular function: oxidoreductase activity. Lineage: Eukaryota; Fungi; Ascomycota; Sordariomycetes; Cephalothecales; Cephalothecaceae. The record is from RefSeq and is a predicted model, not a curated record. The transcript has 4 exons. Bases 249 to 2123 code for a protein of 624 amino acids.